AUGGCAUUGUAUGGACUAAAACAAGCUCCACGAGCUUGGUAUAGUCGUAUAAAUGCUUAUUUUUCUAAGGAGGGAUUUAAGAAAUGUCCAUAUAAGCACACACUCUUUAACAAUAAUGAUGAUAAAGGAAAAAUGCUCAUUGUUUGUUUAUAUGUGGAUGAUUUAAUUUUACACCGGAAAUUGACUUCUCCAUGGUUGAAAGUUUUUAAGAAGUCCAUGAUGGUGGAAUUUGAUAUGAUGGAUAUUGGAAUGAUGCAUUAUUUUCUUGGCAUUGAAGUUGUUCAAUCUGCUGAUGGUAUUUUCAUCACACAAAAGAAGUAUUCUCAAGAGAUUUUGGGACGGUUUCAAAUGAAGAGUUGCAACUCUGCCAGCAGUCCCACUAAGUUUGGUUCGAAGCUCACUAAAGAACCUAGAGGAAGAAGAGUUGACAACACUCUUUACAAGCAAAUAGUGGGAAGUUUGAUGUAUUUAACGACCAUAAGGCCUGAUAUUAUGCAUGAUGUAAGUCUUAGCAGAUACAUGGAAAGUCCGAAAGAGAUGCAUCUUCUUGCCGCAAAGAGAAUUUUUCGCUAUUUGCAAGGAACUACUAAUUAUGGUUUGUUCUACGCGAAAGGAGAAAAAGCAGACUUAGUUGGCUUUACUGACAGUGAUUUUGCUGGAGAUUUAGAUGAUCGAAAGAGUACGUCUGGUUAUGUCUUUAUGAUGGGGUCGGGAGCAAUUUCAUGGUCUUUGAGAAAGCAAUCAAUUGUGACUUUAUCAACUACAGAAGCUGAAUUUGUGGCAGCAGCAACAUGUGCCUGUCAAGCAAUUUGGAUGCGUAAGGUUCUUGGAGAAAUUCAAUUCAAGUAG
Solanum tuberosum (potato) is the source of this 849-nucleotide messenger RNA. RefSeq lists its product as uncharacterized. The transcript has a single exon. The record is from RefSeq and is a predicted model, not a curated record. The coding region runs from base 1 to 849 and encodes 282 amino acids. NCBI's taxonomy places the organism in Eukaryota, Viridiplantae, Streptophyta, Magnoliopsida, Solanales, Solanaceae.